Messenger RNA from Dibothriocephalus latus, 192 nucleotides. NCBI's taxonomy places the organism in Eukaryota, Metazoa, Platyhelminthes, Cestoda, Diphyllobothriidea, Diphyllobothriidae. The record is from the annotation of a GenBank genome assembly.
CGUAUCAUGACUAGUUCAGGAGUCCUCAAACCGAUUGAUGACGAGACUGCACACAGUGGCCGACAUAGGGAUCUUGCCGGAGUUCGUGAUGAAAUGAAGAAGGCCGAAAACGAUGCGCGUACCAGCAAGAAGAAGUUGGAGGUACAAAUAACUGACUGCGCAAACGAGAACAAUGCACUCCGACGCCUUUAA